This is a messenger RNA of Symbiodinium necroappetens, 1593 nucleotides long. The record is from the annotation of a GenBank genome assembly. NCBI's taxonomy places the organism in Eukaryota, Dinophyceae, Suessiales, Symbiodiniaceae.
AUGCAGAUCAAAGUCGAGGAUGACUGGGUUCCUGCCGAACGUGUGGUUCAGCAGGGCGAACAGGACCAUUCGCAAGCAGAGGUGUCAGAUGCAGAUCUUGGGCAGGUGGAAAGUAUGGAGGGAGAAGUGGCUGACUUCAUUAGCAAGCUCCAGCUAACAAGUUCCGACAUGUUGCGGGCGACGACGGCAUAUCGAGCGCUGUGGCACUUUGGCCGGCCGCUCCGCGAUGGGCGAUGCUACCGGCAGCUCUACGAGUGGAGCUUUGUCACGAAGCAUGUGGCGCAGUUUUGGAGCCAUUCUUGGCAUGGACCGGUUGUGGCUAAAGUGCUGUUGCUGUUGGUCAUGUACAACGGCUUGCCGGCUGUUUUGGUUGGCAGCGCAUCUGUGGCAAUCACAUUGCUACUGCAUCAUCUGUGUUUGCUUCCAUGCAGCAUCGAACGGAACGGACAGUCAGCCAUCGCUGUUAGUGUCGGUUUGCUAGCCAGUUCUUUGACCUUCUUCUUUUGGCGGUCCCGUCAGCGGGUCUUUUUGGACAGGAUUUGCAUCCACCAAACAGAUGAGAAUCUCAGAAUGAUGGGUUUGCUGAAUGUCGGAGCAGUGCUGAACAAAUCUGAUUCCCUACUCGUUUGCUUAGACCAUACCUACAUCCGCAGGCUCUGGUGUGUACUAGAAAUAUCUGCAUUUUUGAAAAGCAACGGCCAGGAAGGGAUCAACAUCAAACCCACCAGCUGGGGCGUCAGCAUUGUUAUCCUAUUCUUGGCAUGGAAUGGCAUCAUGUUGGGUAUCGCGGUUGUAGGUGCGAUUCUCAGACAGUCGACUGGUGUCACAACUGUUCUGGGUGAUGGACAGCGGUUGGGCUUCUUGCUUUGGGUGAUACUCGGCAGCACAGCCGUGCCUAGUUCCUUUCUCACCUUGUACAUGGUGAGCCGCUCCUUGCGUGCCCACUUCCGAGCGGUCGAUAGCAUUCGCAAGCAGCUGGAAACUUUCUCCGUCAAGGAAGACACGGUCGCCCACUGCUGCACUCUGAACCACGUCGACCCCGCCACCGGCGCAACACUCACAUGUGAUCGCGUGAUUCUUGAAAAAUGCCUGGUGUUGUGGUUCGGCUCGGUGCAGGCGUUCAACGAAUUCAUUCAGAAAGAGCUGUCAGUGGUGUUCAAGAAGCUCACAACCAGCACAGUCCCCUACACUUGGAUUGUUGCUGCUGGAAUCCCUCUUCUUUGGUUUCAUGCCGGGAAUGCAGCUUAUCAUCUGCGGACAGAGAACUACCAGGCCGCAGCGAGGCUUGUGUUCUACGUUCCAUCUUGGUGGUUGGCGAUCGGCCCAACAUGCCUCCAACUUUUCGUCUGGCUGCUUCGCCGUGUGCGGCGACAGCGCAGCAGUUUGUGCCAGGAGGUGCUUGUCAAUUUCGGAUGCUCCUUGUACGCCGCUUUCAUUUACUUCGUUGUUGCUGCUUUUGAAGGUUUCUGGUAUACCACGUUUGGAACGGAUGUGCCCUCGAUGGCAGCAUUUUCGGUGGUCGUGAUGACGAUCUGCGCUCUCAUCCCGUGUGCGACUUGCUGCAUGUCAUUCUGGCCACAACGCAGGGCAUGA